This is a messenger RNA of Linum tenue, 1641 nucleotides long. The record is from the annotation of a GenBank genome assembly. NCBI's taxonomy places the organism in Eukaryota, Viridiplantae, Streptophyta, Magnoliopsida, Malpighiales, Linaceae.
AUGCCUAGACCAGCUUCGAUCAUCGAAUUUCCCGAUCGUAGUUAUCGGCCGGAUCGCCAAAACGGCCGGCACACGCCUGAAUCCGACUCUUCGCCUGUGUAUCGCCGUCGCAGCCCUUCCUACAACAGGUACGACGAGCGCCAUAGGGAGACGGAUCGAGGACGCAGCCGCCGCUCGAUAUCUCCCGCUCAUCGAAGCCCUAGGAGAAGCCCUAGUCCCAGAAGAAGGAGAAGCCCGAGCCCUUGGGCUAAAGAAAACCUAGAUUCUCUCCCGAAGAAGUUUGGCCGCAGCGAUGGUGGUGGCUACCGGAACGGAAGGGAUGUGGAAUCUGAGUCCGACGAGGAAUUGAAGGAUUUGACCUUUGAGGAGAAGAGGAGGCUAAAGAGGCAGAAGCUUAGGAAGUCGCUGAGUUACUGUAUUUGGGAGGUUACCCCGAGCCCGCCGAGGGACGAGAACGAGACGGAUGAGGAAGAGAUGGAACGGAGGGGAGAUGGUAGCUCGGACAAGCGCGGCAUGGUGGAAAGCAAGAACGAUUCCAGUGGGAAAGAGAAAUUGGGAGAUGGGAAAGGCAAAUCGGAGACUGAGUCGGGGGAUUCUGGAAGUAGCGCGUCUGAAUCCGACUCUGACAAUUCCCGGUUGAGAAAGAAGAAGAAGAGCUUGAAAUCCAAGCGCAGAAGAGGUAAGGAAUCCGAUAUCUCGCCUGGGAGUGAAUCGGAAGAUUUAAAGUCGAGGAGGAAGAAACGCAGUUCGAGUUCUAAGCGUAGGAGAACUAAGUCACCUAUGGAUAGCGACAGUGAAUCCGACGAGGAUGUGAGUGAGAGUGCAAGCGAUUCUGAAGAGGAGAAGCGGCGACGCCGGAGAAAGAAGUCAUCCAAGAAGAGCAAGAGCAGCAGAAAGAGCCGUAGAAGCAGAAGAAGUCUGAGGAAGAGUAAGCAUUCUGAUUCUGAUGAUAACGAGAGUAAUGAUUCCGAUGAGAGCAAUGAGAAGUCCAAGUCGAAGAAGCGGAAACACAGAUCACGUCCCGGUGCUAAACUCUCCAAGAAGAGGAGAACAUCGGAAUCCGAGGCUGAAAUUGCGGAUUCUGAUGUGAAUUUGGAUUCUGAAAUUGAUACGAAGAGCAAACCAAUAGUUGCAGAUGAAGAUGCUAUAACAGCUGAAUUGAAUGCUGAAGCUCUGAUGUUCAAAGAACUGAUCGAGGCCCAAAAGAAACCUGCUUUGGACGGUGAACCUGCAGUUGGCCCAAUGCCUUUGCCUAGAGCUGAGGGGCACAUUAGCUAUGGUGGUGCUUUGAGACCUGGUGAAGGUGAUGCGAUUGCGCAGUAUGUGCAGCAAGGGAAGCGUAUCCCAAGAAGAGGUGAGGUGGGUCUCUCUGCUGAUGAGAUUCAAAAGUUUGAGGGUCUAGGGUAUGUGAUGAGUGGUAGCAGGCACCAGAGGAUGAAUGCAAUUCGUAUUAGGAAAGAAAACCAGGUUUACAGUGCUGAAGACAAGCGUGCUUUGGCUAUGUUUAACUAUGAAGAGAAAGCGAAACGUGAGCACAAGGUUAUGGCUGAUUUGCAGCGUUUGGUCCAGCGCCAUAUUGGACAGGAUGUCGGUCCGACCCACGAUCCAUUUGGUGCAGAAGGAUCUGAUGAAGAUGCUUGA